Messenger RNA from Aspergillus fijiensis CBS 313.89, 450 nucleotides. RefSeq lists its product as uncharacterized. Lineage: Eukaryota; Fungi; Ascomycota; Eurotiomycetes; Eurotiales; Aspergillaceae. The transcript has 2 exons. Bases 1 to 450 code for a protein of 149 amino acids. The record is from RefSeq and is a predicted model, not a curated record.
AUGUCUCGCCAAAACGAGACGAAAACCUUUGAGGAAAAGCUUCAAGAGCUCCAGGAGCUCCGAGAGCUCCGGGAGCUCCGGGAAACGCUAUCCAGGAUCCGCGAAUCAAACUCUGACCAAACUCGAGAUCAAGAGCAGAGGCAGGAUCCCGCUUUGCUCGAAAUGAUUGAUAAGUGUGUAAACAACAUCGAAGAAGUUGAACAGGAUGAGGUGGUAGCAGCGGAUUACCCUUAUGACGAGCACAAGAUCUUCCUCACAAUCGACAGGCUCAACAAGCUCGACCCAGCCGACCAUCCCAGAAUGAUUCGGGCGUUAAAGGACUGGGUACAGGCCAGGCCGCACAAUGUGAAGAUCUGUAUCUCCAGCCGCGGCGAGAAGGCGUUUCAAGAGGCUUUCGAGUCAUGGCCCGGGUACAAUAUCGAUGGAGUCAACUUGGUUGAUAUGCUUUGA